Molecule: messenger RNA, 3001 nt
Organism: Octopus sinensis (East Asian common octopus)
Lineage: Eukaryota; Metazoa; Mollusca; Cephalopoda; Octopoda; Octopodidae
Product: synaptonemal complex protein 1-like
Exons: 1
Coding region: 111-2777 (888 amino acids)
Biological process (GO): synaptonemal complex assembly
Cellular component (GO): synaptonemal complex
Source: RefSeq, a predicted model, not a curated record
CUCGUCUUCACCUUUAUAAGCAGACGACAGGCAUUCAGUUGUUAUCGCACUUCAAUGGAAUGUUAAAUACUUUCAUAUAAAAAGAAACCAGUUCAAGCAUUGCGUACACGAUGCAAAGUACUUUAGCAUCGAUGUCUCAAGUCUAUGAGAAGACUGAUCAAAAUUUGGCGAACAGUUCUGAGUCUACAAACUAUGGUCUCGGUUUAACAAAAAAACUUAAAAUGCCUCUUAUUAUGCAUAAAAGUACAACUCUGCUUCAAACGCUCCAAGAAAAUCUUGUCUCUAAAGAAAAACCAAAACAUGAGAAACAAUCAUUAAAUACCCAAGAUGUAGAAUGCAAACUAUUUUCCUUGCAUAGUCGACUCCGACAGGAAGCUGAAAAAAUAAGGGAGUGGAAACUUUCCACAGAAGCUGAAAGCAAACAAAAAGAGAAAAAAAUAGGGGAAUUGACCCAAACUAUUGAGAAUCUUAGAAAAUCUUUCAUAGAAUUGCAAAUAGAAAAUGAAAACUUAAGUCAAAAGAUGCAAGAAGAAAUUAGCAACAGAGAAGAAAUUUUGAAAAAAAUUGAUUUUACUCGAAAAAUGUGUAACAUUGUCAAAGAACAUUCUCAAACUGUAGAGAAUAAAAUGAUGCAAUGUGAAGCAGAAAGCAAUGAAUUAAAAUAUAAAGAAAGAGAACAUUUUGAAAAAUUUGAAGAACUUUCAGUAAAAUUCAAUGAUUUAAAUAUUUCAGCCAAAGACGAAGAAAAUAAAUUAAAAAAUGAAAUUAAUAAUAUUGUUCAGGAGAAGGAAAAGCAGAGAAAAGUUUUAGAAAAGAGGAUAGCAGAUAUGCAGAAUAUCAAUAAGGAGUUACAGAAUGAAAUUAGUUGUAGAAAUGAAAAGUUGGAACAAUUAAAUAAAGAUUUACAUGAUGCUAAAGAGGAGAAAGAUCAACUAAAGUUUGAUUAUGAAGAAUCUAAGAAAUGUCUUUCAGAAGUGGAAUUUAAAUACACAACCCUUAAAUUUGAAACAACUGAGAAAAGUAAUGAAGCUUUAUUAAUAAUGGCUUCUUCAGAAAAUCUUUUAAAAGAAGCAAAUGAAGCUUACGAAAAACUAGAAAAAGAAUGUGGAGAAUUAAAUGUUAAAUAUACAUCAGCAAAUAAAAUGAUUGAAGACUUGAAGAGUGAUAAAGAUAUCUUAGUUUUAGAGAAUGCAGAGUUGAGUGAAAAUCUAAAACAAGAAAUAAGCUAUAAAGACAAUCUACUGGCCCAGUUAAAUUCCAAAUCUGCCAAGAUAAAUAACCUCAAUAGCAACAUUAUACUGUUAAAUGAUGAAAUAGUCAAUGCAAAGGCUUUGAAUGUGGAUGCUGCUGAUAUGCAUGAAAAAACAAAAGAAAAACUUAAAACUUUAGAAGAAAAAUACAAAACCCUAAGCAAUGAGUCAGAAGUACUAAAAGGCAAAUUUCAAGAAAAAGUGGAACAAUUAAAUGAGGCCUUGAAAAACAUUGAAGAACUUAAAAAAACAUCUUCAGUUGAAUCUAAUGAACUGACAAAUAUUAUAUCAGAGCUAAGAAAUGAAAAUAAUCUGCUGGAAGAUGAAAUAUCUAAUCUAAAAACACAAAUGAAAAAUCAUGAAAGUAAAUAUUCUUCUCACAUUGGCAAAUUAAAUAAAACAAUUGAAGAAAAUGCAAUUUCAUUUAGUAAAUAUGCAGAUAUAGUGAAGGCAAAAGAAACAGAAAUUGAAGAAUAUAAAGAUAAACUUCAAACGAUACAAAAAGAAAUUGAUGAAUGUCAACAAGAAAAAGUAGUCUUAAUGGGUUAUCAAGAAGAACUUAAACAAAUGACAAUUUUGAAAGAAAAUGCAGUUCAAGAUAAGGAGAGAAUUUUAAAAGUAAGUGAAAAUCAAAAAGAAGAAAUGGUGAAUACUCUUGAAAAGUAUAAAAAAGAAAAUCAGAAAAUAUUUGACAUUAAGACUAAAGAAAUCUACGCAAAGAAUGAAAGUGAAAUCAAAGAACAAAAAUUGAAACAUGAAAAUGAUUUGAAAGAAAAAACAAGUGAAUUUGAGAAAGAGAUCUUACAGUAUAAAAGUGAAAUUUCUGAGCUAAGACAGAAUGUUCAAUAUCAAAUGGAGAACAAUAUCCAACUUGAAGAAAAAAUAGAUAUAAUGCUAAAGGAGAAAGAAAAUAUGAAAAAGGAAAUGUAUGAAAAUACCAUGCAAACAGUGUUUCCAACAAGAAAACAACCUCAAGUGGCAGUCCUGAUGACACCACAACAUCCAAUUAAUAUGACACCUUCAAGAAUAAAUGUAAAUUCCUUUAAAUCAAACUUCUUAACUUCCAAGAAGAGAAAAGUGGUGUUUAAUUCUGAUGAUAUGAUGCUUGUGUCUGAUUCAGACUCCUCAGUAUCUGAAUGCCAAAGGAACGAUAAAAUCACAAUAAGGACCCCAUUAUUGAAACAACACCAGAAGAACAUAAAUUCACCCAAGAAAGAUAAUGUUUCUGAUCAUAAGUUAGAAGAGGUGGUCCUUACUACUGGGAAUCAACAAAAUCUUGAAAAUAACAUUUCAGCAAGAAGUAGGAAAACCAGAACUUUGACUGGAAAUAAUAAGACAAAAAAAAGUCCAGUGAAACAAAAUUUAAAUACUGUUAAACCAAAGAGAGCAAAUGUGAAAAAAUCUGAAACUCAACCUGUAAAGAAGUUUUUCAAAUCCCCAAAGUCUAAGAGAUCACUAGCAUCUUCAAUUGACAAAUAUGCUUGGUUUGAUAUGGAUUCUGUGUUUGGGUUUGGAUCUGAUGAUUAAGGACACAAGUUAACAAUCAGAUUAUUAAGAGAACAAAAAGAAAAACAGAACCAAAUUAAAAAUAAAGAAUAUUUUAUUCCUAUGGAUAUUUUAUUAAUUCAAAUAUUGAAGACUGCCACUUGUGGUAAUAAUUUCUAUAUUUCGUUAUUCUGUUUUGGUUUUAUUUAAACAAUUUAUUUUUCUCUAAAAAGUAGAAUUUUAGCCAAAAUCAAAUUAUUUGGAUA